Suillus subalutaceus is the source of this 1031-nucleotide messenger RNA. Its product is annotated as RNA ligase-domain-containing protein. The transcript has 5 exons. Gene Ontology annotation, cellular component: nuclear inner membrane. Gene Ontology annotation, molecular function: RNA ligase (ATP) activity. The record is from RefSeq and is a predicted model, not a curated record. Gene Ontology annotation, biological process: tRNA splicing, via endonucleolytic cleavage and ligation. NCBI's taxonomy places the organism in Eukaryota, Fungi, Basidiomycota, Agaricomycetes, Boletales, Suillaceae. The coding region runs from base 168 to 1031 and encodes 287 amino acids.
CGAUUCAAAAUCCGACUCAACUUUGACUCAGACUCAAAUCACCUAGGUGGCUCAUAUUCAAAAUUCUGAAUCAUUCUGUACAGCAUCUCCUUUCCUACAUAUGCCGGACACGACCCCCCAGUCCCUGUCCAUCAUCACCUCCUGCAUUUUGCAGACAUAUAUCCAAUAUGUCAACUCACUUGCACACGGAGGAUUCUCAGCUCAUCAAUGAUAUGCACCGGCUCUCAAAGAAGUUUCAAAAGCUGGUACGAUCAAUGAUGUAUAGUGUGCCGUCAAAUCCCUUCAUCUCUGUUCGAAGCUGGAAGAUGAACGAGUUCAAGUACUAUGACAUUCCAUCGCCCUUUCCAACGCUAAUGAGAGGUCUGUUCAGCCGUGAACUUGCAUAUGGAGAUAACUCUGAGGGAGAGAAAAAGUACCCAAUCGUAGCUCGAGGAAAUGAUAAGUUUUUCAACAUCGGAGAGGCCCCAUGGAGCGAUUGGUCAACACUCUCCUUACAUACGGGACCCACAUAUACGCUGUCACUCAAAUCUAAUGGAUGUAUCAUAUUUGUGAUUGUCACGACCAAGCAUGCACUAGGUUCAAUGCAAGGGAAGCGCUUGGUAGAUAAGGUCAAAACUGAGGAACAGCUGGCAUCGAGAUCAUGGGAGAAGAACUGGACAGCAAUCAUCGUCGAGCUUUGCGACGACAGCUUUGAGGAGCAUGUACUCCCUCAUCCUACUGAGAAGUCAGGUCUACAUCUCCACGGAAUAAACGCAACUUCGAGGGAAUUUCAUACCGUGCCUACGGAAACGGUUGACGCAUUCGCAGAAGAACGGGGAAUUAUCAAGACGCCUGCCAUCGCCCUGAACUUGAUUCCUGAAGUUAAAUCCUUCGCUGACGAUAUCGCGAAAACCGGGAAAUGGAAUGGCAAAGCACUCGAGGGAUUUGUAGUCCAUACGCACAUCAUCGAUCCAAAGCAGGGGUCUACCACUCGCAAUACACGUCCUCCUUACCCAAUAGGAUCCUCUCUUUUGCAAAGUAAAGUUCGAUGA